Messenger RNA from Plectropomus leopardus (leopard coralgrouper), 1211 nucleotides. The record is from RefSeq and is a predicted model, not a curated record. NCBI's taxonomy places the organism in Eukaryota, Metazoa, Chordata, Actinopteri, Perciformes, Serranidae.
AUUUUGGUGUGUCGCGCCUCCUUCCUCAACAUUUUAAUUUGAAAAUCGCGAUCGGAAGCUCUCUUCUUUUUAACCCUCGCGCGCUUCCCGCUACCCAGCAGCACUCUGCGAGAGACGCCAAGUGAGGUGCUGUCCGUGUGGAGUCCACAGAGAGGAGCAGAGGACGAGGAGGGACAGCGGCCGUGGGACAUGUCCAAACUGUCUGCAGCUCUGAAUUAAACACGCUCCUCCUCCACCUGCGCUGGUAUGACAACUGCGCGUGCAGUUUUGGGUGUGACAAACAUUUCGCGCGCGUCGGUGUGUCACGUUUGGGCAUUUCUCCAGCAGACUGAGUGGCGGUGGAGACGCGGAUGACUUGACUUUUUACUGCGGCAUCACCUCUCCCGUCUGUCCUCCUGCUGAUGGACGUUGUCUCGGCGGUUUGUCCGUCCAGAGCAGAUGUCCCGGACACACGCGUGCAGGCGCGCUGCUGAUUGACCUGCUGGUGCUCCUCGGCGAGCUGAAGUUUGCAGUCUUGAAGGCGUGAGCUCCAAAUGCAGUCGCUCCUCCUGGGCCGGGAGAAGAAAGAAGAAGAAGCCGGGUUCGGGAUCGAUCUGGGUCUGUCUCCGGGCUUUGCGCCCCACGCCGCCACCAUGUUCAGCUGCGUGGGCUGCUUCUGGGUGCUCCUGUCCUCCGCUCUGGUCGCCGUCUGCAGCUUCAGCUUCAUCUCACCUGCCUGGAUUGUAAAGGACCAGCUGAGGAACAGCCACCACCAGCAGCACCAGCAGCACCAGCAGCACCAGCACGGCGGCAGCAAGGACUCGGUGAGCUUCGGGUUGCUGUGGCACUGCUCCGAGUCUCUGGACCACAUGUACCGCUGCUACACCUUCGGGGGACUGGGCAAAUUUGCAGAGAUCCCCUCCAGCUCCUGGCAGGUGAGUAAAACAAACACACCCAUCACAUCCAGCCCAGCUCAGGUGCGGGGCGCAGAGCACGAGGGGCGUCCAGGUCGGGAGCUGACAGGACGUCAGAGAGCAAAGUUUGAUCUCUGCGUCAUCUCACUGAGAUUCACACACGCCACCGACUCAGUCAGUGGGUCCGGUUAUGAGCUCCUCUUCCGGGUUGUUGCUUUUGCUUGGACCGCGCUGCCGUCCAGUGCUGCUGGCGCUCAGGAGCACGGAGCGGUGCUGAUGGGCCGUCGCCAGGCUGGCAGAGCGGCUGCAUCCGUUUAG